GUGGGUUUGCUGUUGUUCUCCUUGUUAAAGCUACAAAUGGCAGACGAUAUGCCUUGAAAAGAGUUUCAGUCAACAACAAGCAUGACUUAGAUAUCUGUAAACAAGAAAUAAAUAUUAUGAAACUUGUCAGUGGUCACAAAAACACUAUUUCAUUUCUGGAUUUCUCUAUUAAUCAAAUCAAGGAAGAGAUUUUUGAAGUGUUGAUUUUGAUGGAAUAUUGCAAAGCAUGUUGUUCAGCUAAUGAAUGAACGUAUCAAUGAUGGCUUCAAUGAAUCGCUAGUGUUAAAGAUCUUUUCUGAUACCUGUGAAGCUGUAGCACAGCUUCAUCAAGCUAAACCUCCUGUAAUACACAGGGAUCUCAAGGUUGAAAACAUACUGCUUAGUGGCAGAGGAGAAUUUGUAUUAUGUGAUUACGGCAGUGCAACAACAAGGAAUAUAAAUCCACAGGAUGAAGGCCCUACUAAAGUAGAGGAAGAAAUUCAAAAAUACACAACACUAUCUUACAGAGCACCAGAAAUGGUGGACUUGUACAGUGGCAAAACAAUAUCAACCAAGUCAGACAUAUGGGCUCUUGGAUGUCUUCUGUACAAAUUAUGUUUUUUUACUUUGCCUUUUGGUGAAAGUACUCUGGCAAUCCAAAGUGCACAGUUUUCUUUCCCAGAAAAAUCACGUUAUUCCAAAGAACUCCACAGCCUAAUCAGCUAUUUAUUGACACCAGACCCUGAUACCAGACCAGACAUCUAUCAAGUAUCACACAUUGCCUUCAAAUUAAGAGGAUUGGAGUGUCCAGUCAUCAAUAUUACAACAACAACAACAACUCCAACGGCAAAGAUUACUCCUACAGCAAGAACAACAGAGACAACAAGAGUUACAACGACAACAGCAGUUACGAGAGCGGCAGUUACAACAACAACAGCAUCAACAACUAUUAUUACAACAACAACAACAACAGCGUGCACAACAGCAAUUUCACCAGCACCAAGGCUAUCAUCAGAACGUGGAUCCUUCCCAGUACCCAUCACAAUCACAGUAUGUACAAAGUCACAUCGAACAAAAUCCAUUUAUAAAUUUUAAUGAUUCGAGCAGUCAGCAACAACCACAUGUCCCACGGGCAAAUAUUGUUUCAAAGAGUGACGAACACUUAAAACCAUGGCAGCCUACACAUAUGCGCUCUAAGUCGGACCCUAGAGCCGCUAUGGGGCUAGACAUGAAAUACCCAUUUCAUCGUUCACCUAGUGACCCAGAGCUGCAGACUAGUCAACCAGCGACGGACAAACUCAUUGAAAUUGAUACGGUUGGUCCAGAGAAAGAAAACUGGAAUCCGUUUAGUCCUUAUUACACUGCUAAAGACAGUGACUUCACCACAGACCCUGACCAAUGUGAUGACGAUUUGGACUUUGCUUCGUUAAGAGACAAUCUACCUAGUAAACAACCAAGUGAUGUUAAUGCUCAAAGUUUUAACCCGAGACGAGACGUUGUGCCUGGAGAAUCUGUGAACGACGUUCUCUCGCCCGGGGAACUCCCACCUGAUAUCGCCACGAAUCCAUUUUUUCAAAACAGCGCUCUGAUUAACGUCGAUGUAAGCUCUGAUUCAAGCGACAGUGGACGUGACAGCCCGAGCCAACUUCAGCGAGCGGUAUUGCCUCCUUUGUCACCUGGAACCGCUGACCCUUUUGGCGCUGUUCCUUUCAGUUUGCCGAAUGCGAAGCCGAAAAAGGCAGAGCCUGUCUCGCCUGACGUCUUUGGUUCAGCGCCGUUUGAACUUGCAGUUAAUAGGAAUGAAAGUAAAGCCGUGGAGGAUAUAAGCGUUGAUAAAUCAAGGCGAGGUGAAGAAUUGAUAUCCUUUGGAUUACAAUUCUCACACAAAGACAGUAGAGGUGAAACGGGACGAGAAUCUCCCAAGAAUCCUUUCGAAUUUGAAUCGUUUAGUACUACGUCAGAGAGCGUUGCUAUAAGCAACAAGUCACGUGACGACAGGGUGUCAAACCAGGCAAGCUUUGAUAACCCUGGUUUGGAUUCAGUCGAUGCUGCGCAUGAUCCCUUUGGUUCGGCGCCUUUCAAUACCGGCAACAAUCGCGAGACUGCUUCAGAUCCAAAUUUACAUCAAGGUCCCGCAAGAAAUAAACAAGUUGGUGGAAGACCACGACGUCGUUUACCUCAGGUUCCAACAGCGCAGUCCGCUGGAGAACAGUCUGGAAGACGUAAGACUGAACAGAAUUUAGUUUUAGGCCGACCAUCGAAUGCUAGGUAACCGACAGCCUCAMGGAGAACAACCCAACAAGAACUUAUCUUGGCCGUCAUAAUGUACCUCRUAUAAACACAUCCUUUAUAAAGUAUACAAGGCUUGUAAUACAUAGCUUCCCAAGGUCAUGGUUAUGUUUUGUUGAUAUUCUUUGCUCAAUCAUGCUGUUGCAGAAAAGCGUAAUGCGGCUUGCCAUUAGUCAAAGUCGAUGAGUCGGUCAUUUUAAAAUAACGGUUCACAGAGGGUCKAUAUGAACAGGGUUUUGGUUCGUAUUAGUGGGCGCUUUAACUAGUAUCAAAAAUAACAAAUAUUUUACGGAAUUUUGACCUUCAGAGCCCACUGUAUGGAUUGAAAGUCGUCCUUUGAAUGAAAAGAUGAAAUUGUAAUUUUUAUAAGAAUGAUAAUGUUAAUAAUAAUAACAAUGUUAAUAAUUAUAUUUUAUUGUUGAUAAUAAUGUUUGCAUGAAAUACUAGCUUUACAUUUU
This is a messenger RNA of Exaiptasia diaphana, 2726 nucleotides long. RefSeq names its product BMP-2-inducible protein kinase. Lineage: Eukaryota; Metazoa; Cnidaria; Anthozoa; Actiniaria; Aiptasiidae. The record is from RefSeq and is a predicted model, not a curated record. Gene Ontology annotation, molecular function: ATP binding; protein kinase activity. Gene Ontology annotation, biological process: protein phosphorylation.